Molecule: messenger RNA, 99 nt
Organism: Puccinia graminis f. sp. tritici CRL 75-36-700-3
Lineage: Eukaryota; Fungi; Basidiomycota; Pucciniomycetes; Pucciniales; Pucciniaceae
Exons: 2
Coding region: 1-99 (32 amino acids)
Source: RefSeq, a predicted model, not a curated record
AUGCCCAAGAUGCUAAAGGACUCGGAAAAACGACUCCCGUUUUUUCGCCAACGACUCCCAACAACCGUCAGCGGACGUCCGUUGGGAGUCGUCUUCUAA